AUGGGAGAAGUAUUGAUAGCUGAGCAGACAGAGUUGCCUCCUCUUGAUGAGCAGAACAUACAAGCCCUGCUGAAUGAGUCAGCUAGAAUGGACACUCUCCAUCAUGUUGACACAUCACUUCAGCCUGAUGUUGCUAUUCCUGUGGGAGAGAGCUCUGUAAAGGCAUCAGAAGCAUUUAUCAGUCUCUCUCCUCAAAAGACAACCAAGGAUGCAAAAGAACUUGAAGAACAGAUUAUGUCACCCAAAGAAAAGACCCCCCGAGUACUGACAGAGGAACCCCUCCCAGAGGCCCCACCAGCUGUCCGUGAACUUCGACCUAGGUCACAGCCAGAGGUCACCCUAAUGCCCCCACCUGAGGAGGAACCUCAUAGGAGUACAAGAAAA
This is a messenger RNA of Saccostrea cuccullata (small rock oyster), 384 nucleotides long. RefSeq lists its product as uncharacterized. The record is from RefSeq and is a predicted model, not a curated record. The annotation marks the transcript as partial. The transcript is spliced from 4 exons. NCBI's taxonomy places the organism in Eukaryota, Metazoa, Mollusca, Bivalvia, Ostreida, Ostreidae.